UGUCACUGUCAAAAUUCAGGAAAGUAAACACUAUCUCACACUGAUGAUUUGUUUUCAAUUCCUCCGAAGGGCCGGUCGUUAAAAAUGUGUAACGACAUGGACAACUUAUUCAAACCCAUUAUCAUGGUGACAGGGUUCGGCCCGUUCGCUAACCACCCAGUGAACGCGAGCUGGGAAGCGGUCAAGCUCAUUAACAAAGAGGAAAUCGAAAGGAAACACAACUGCGAGCUUGUACUCAUCGAAAUCCCUGUUACUUAUGAAAAUGUUGACGAGUUUGUGCCUGCCUUGUGGGAAACACACAGUCCUAAAUUCAUGAUGCAUGUUGGAGUAUCUGGUGUCGCCAACUGCUUCACAAUAGAAAUGCAAGCCCACAAGAAAGGCUACCAGCGUAUGGACUACUUUGACAAAUGUCCUGCUGACCACGUCUGCCCGGCUGAGGGUGCCAUCAGAAUCCACACAAAGCUCAAUGUGGAGGGAUUGUGCAAAGAGUUCAAUGAUAGCAUUUCACCUGAGGAGAAAACAAGUGCUGUGUGCUCUAAAGAUGCUGGGAGAUAUCUGUGCGAGUACAUCUACUAUACCUCCUUAAGCGUGGACAAUAAAAGAACUCUGUUCGUGCACGUCCCUGACAUCAACGUGUACCCCUCGGAGCAGACCGCACGAGGGCUCGAGAGGAUCCUCGACAUCUGUCUAGACCAGAUAAACCAAGCCGAACAAACGAAAGAAGUCACAGAGAAGCUAAAGGAAACCAAUUUAAACGAUGGACACGAAAGUAAUAAAAUUUAGGUGAUAAAUAAGCUUAGGCGCCCGUAUAGUUGCUAGGCAUGCUGAAAAGCUUUGGCAUUAGAUUCUUAGCAUGAAGCGUCGUCUUUUAUUGUGGUUUUGAAAGAUGUACAACCCUCCUAGAAUGUGGCAAAUAAACACGACACGAACGGCUUUGUCGUUUGAUUGUGACUGGCGUAUCUCACACGUUAGUUUCGUGUUAAACGACACGACCGUCCCUGUCAUUCGAUUGUGAUAGGUCGAAAGAUCAAUACGUGACUCACGUGUCCAUCUCUUGACCAAUCAUAAUGAAACGAUGCGGCCACACGUGUCGUUUUAUUCUACAUUCUAAAGGGGUUGAGCACGAGGAACAAAUUGUAUAUUUUAAGCAAUCUAUAUACGUAUGUACUUAUUGCAUUUACAAUAUAAAUUGUAGACUGUAAUCAAACUUUUUACCUCAAUCUAUACCAUUUACGGUUUUAUGCCGCGAGAGCAGGAACGAACUAUGGAAAGAUUUAGUUUAAUAUGACUGCCAAGGAAAAUUGUUGAGUAGUCACAAAGUGUAUACAAUUUCAGUAAGAUAUAAUUAUACUUUCAUAAUAACCCAUUUCAGGCGUAGUUGAUAGACAUCAUUAACAAUUCAAGCGACUUGCUCAUAAUAUUUGUUAUUUUAAAUAUUAAAAACAUUCAAAAGUAUAUUCAUUCAUAAUCUAAUUAGAAGGACGCCAUACCUACGUAAUUAAAAAAAAUGGUUUCAUAGCCUCACUAAAAAUGAUAAAAAUCUUAAUAUUUACUAAUCUAUUUAACGGUUUAUAAGAUAAAUUCUAACAAACUUCCACACAUAGCUUCCACAAUACCAAAGAUUUUGACAUUGCAAUACUACAAUUCUUAAAGACUGCAUUACAUGUAAUUUUUUAGUAUACUAUUUUCAGUAAGAAAUAAAAUCUUUUGGUUCGGUCAUUCUUUAUCUCGCGGCAAUUUAGUAUUAUUGUAUCUUAGACAGUUGGAAUCCCCAGUUAAAUGAGUUUCUGAUAUCAAAUACUUACGUAAUUUUUACUGUUAAUUUCGAUCUACAACUACAGUAGUAAGAAAUAACAUAUUAUUUAUUUUUCACUUGGCAAUUUAACAUUAUUGUAUUUUGUAUAGGCGGUAUUCCCAGUUAUUUGAGUUUGUGAUAUCAAAUACGUAUUUUUUUAGCUAAUUUCGAACUGCACAAUAUUUAAACUACUUAUGAAAUGUACAAAUUGUAUAUUGUUAUUAUACGUUUAUUAGUUGAU
This is a messenger RNA of Manduca sexta (tobacco hornworm), 2036 nucleotides long. RefSeq names its product pyroglutamyl-peptidase 1. Gene Ontology annotation, molecular function: pyroglutamyl-peptidase activity. Gene Ontology annotation, cellular component: cytosol. Bases 85 to 783 code for a protein of 232 amino acids. NCBI's taxonomy places the organism in Eukaryota, Metazoa, Arthropoda, Insecta, Lepidoptera, Sphingidae. Gene Ontology annotation, biological process: proteolysis. The record is from RefSeq and is a predicted model, not a curated record. The transcript has 3 exons.